This is a messenger RNA of Psilocybe cubensis, 1599 nucleotides long. RefSeq lists its product as uncharacterized. The record is from RefSeq and is a predicted model, not a curated record. The transcript has 4 exons. NCBI's taxonomy places the organism in Eukaryota, Fungi, Basidiomycota, Agaricomycetes, Agaricales, Agrocybaceae. Gene Ontology annotation, molecular function: protein binding; anaphase-promoting complex binding; ubiquitin ligase activator activity. Gene Ontology annotation, biological process: positive regulation of anaphase-promoting complex-dependent catabolic process; anaphase-promoting complex-dependent catabolic process; positive regulation of ubiquitin protein ligase activity. Gene Ontology annotation, cellular component: anaphase-promoting complex. The coding region runs from base 1 to 1599 and encodes 532 amino acids.
AUGGCCACACCAAGUGAUUCGGACGCUGCUGCUUGUGUCUUGCAGACACCAGUAACGACGCACAUUCAGAAACGCGUUCAGAAUUCCGUGACAAACCUGAGAUCGCAUAAAAGGAGGAGAAUAUCUAUGGCCUCCGUUGAUAUUGACGAGAAUUUGGAUGUGAACGAGGUGGCAGGAUCCAGUGCACAUGUUUGCAGCACGGCAGACAGAUUCAUUUCUAAUCGUCCAAAAGUACUCAUGCCCCUUCAGAUUACGCCUCGCACAAGACGCAUCAGUAAACAGUUUGGACUCGUCGAUGACAGGGUGCUCAAUUUUGGCGAUGACACCGAUAUCUUCACAUCAGCACACAAAGAUGACGCAACUAUAUCCCUUCUUCGGCGCAGUGCAUCGUCUUUAUUCAACUCCGUACCCGCCUCACGGCCGACAUCAGUUGUGGAGAAUCUUUGCAAACGGCGGAAUUGUCUUAUGGUCCUCGACAGCCCCGGAGUGCCCUUUGACCCAGAAGCAUUCCCGAUCACUUGGUCACGUCGUAAUAACAUCGCUGUUGCAUGCAGAAAGGACGUGUAUUAUCAAAAUCUUGAUACGAGAGUUAUAUCUCAUCUGUGCAGCACCUCUCUUCCUGGAGAUAUAGGCGUUGUACAAUGGGGUGGCAGCAAACACGAAUCCCACCUCGCCCUUGGCAUUACAGGUGGCACUGUUCAGAUGUGGGAUGCUGGGACGGGGGGGCCUGGGACUGCUGUUCAUACAUGGCAAACCACGGAUAAAGGCGCCGUAAAAUGCCUGAGUUGGAAUAACGACAUCCUCGCGGUCGGUAUGGAAGGCGGUGAGAUACAUCUUACUGAUGUUCGUGCUCCCCAAAAGCCUUCAGUAAUGGGGAAACACCGAAGUCGUGUUAUGGGUAUCGAAUGGAGUCCCAGCGGAGAAUAUCUGGCCAGUGGUGAUAAAGAGGGUGCAGUUCAUAUUUGGGACCGGAGAAAUGGUAAAUCUCUACUCGACGGUGGGCAAUCUCAGCCUUGUGCCAAAUUUCGUCAUAAAGGGAGUACAAAGGCACUUGCAUGGUGUCCCUGGAAACCUGAUCUCCUUGCGUCAGGCAGCAUUGCUCCAGAAGGUAAGAUCAAGAUAUGGAGCACAUCAUUGACAUCGCUAUCAUCCCCUACUCAUUCCCCUGAACCUAUUCACACUAUUCCACUCAACACAUCUGUCCUAUCUCUCCAUUGGUCUCCACAUUGUAAAGAACUCCUAAGCACACAUGGCUCAUCCUUCGCUCCUCUUCUAUCGACAUCCCGACACCGAACACAAUCUGGGGCAGCCUCCUCCAAUGCCCCCCAAUCAUCGUCCCGGUCUCAAACCAAACUGACGUACACCAAAACCGCACUCACGAACUCGAUCACAGUCCAUGAAUACCCGUCAUGCAAACGGCUGAUGACGCUGACGAACGCCCACACGCAUGCGGUGACGCAUAGCUGUCUGAGUCCAAACGGGGAGAGCAUCUUUACCGUUUGUCCAAAGGAGGAGUCCAUCAAGAUGUGGCAGGUCUGGAGCGAGCGACCGCCUCCCCCAAGGAGAGAGAGCGCGUUUGAUCGGUGUACUAUUCGCUGA